Molecule: messenger RNA, 1014 nt
Organism: Lasiodiplodia theobromae
Lineage: Eukaryota; Fungi; Ascomycota; Dothideomycetes; Botryosphaeriales; Botryosphaeriaceae
Exons: 2
Coding region: 1-1014 (337 amino acids)
Source: RefSeq, a predicted model, not a curated record
AUGGCCACCGGCAAACCUCCAGUCGAGUUUCUCAUUACCGGCGCCACGGGCGGUCUCGGCACGGCGAUCCUGUCGACGCUGCUCAAAAACGGCGUGCCGACGUCCGCCAUCGCCGUCGGCUCCACUCGCGAACACCUGGGAUCAACGUACGAGUCGCGCGGCCUGCAGUUCCGACACACCAACUUCGAGAGCAUCACGUCGCUGAUGCGCGCCUUCCAGGGCGUCAAGAAGCUCUUUUUCGUCUCGACCAACACCUUCGACAACGAGAAGCGCAAACAGCAGCACCACAAUGUCGUCACCGCCGCCGAGCAGGCCGGCGUGGGGCGCGUUUACUACUCCAGUCUUGGCAUUGGUGGCGUCGACGGCCAACCGUGGGACGUCGAAUUGAUGGUGGCGCAUCUCGAGACGGAGAAGAUGCUGCGCCAGUCGCAGCUCGUGUGGACCAUCGUGCGUGAAGGCGUGUAUGCGGACGCGUUUCCCGUGUUUUUGAAUUGGUACCCCAAGGAUCCGCAGCAGGUGCUGUACCUGCCGUGCGACGGCGAGGUGGCGUUUGCGCUGCGCGAAGAGCUGGGCGAGGCGACGGCGAAAUUGAUGAUGGUAGAUGGAUUUGAAAGGCAGAACGUUCUUCUCACCGGCCCGCGCGCCAUCAAGCUAUCAACCCUAGCGAGCGUGAUCAACCAGGCCUCCAGCCGCGCGGUGCGCAUCGAGUACGUCUCGGACGAGGAAUACGUCAAGCGCAGUGCGAACAGGGACAUCGGUGGCAAAGGCGAGGCAUUUUUCCGCAAUUGGGUGUCGUUGCUGCACAGCUUCGAGACGGGCAAGGCCGCUACCGUGUCCCCGCUGAUGGGCCAACUGUUGGGUCGCCCGCCAAGGGACGGCGAGCAGGCGGUGCGGCUGUUGCUACAGCGCGAAAGAGACUAUACCUGGCAUCAGAAUUAUGCCAAGAAGGGCGAGAAGGGAGCUGCCAAAGGGUCCAUAACCGAGUUUAUGAAGAUGGGAUGUUGUUUCGUUUGA